Parus major (Great Tit) is the source of this 4248-nucleotide messenger RNA. RefSeq names its product testis expressed 11 (gene TEX11). Gene Ontology annotation, biological process: meiotic cell cycle; synaptonemal complex assembly; reciprocal meiotic recombination. Gene Ontology annotation, molecular function: protein binding. The record is from RefSeq and is a predicted model, not a curated record. NCBI's taxonomy places the organism in Eukaryota, Metazoa, Chordata, Aves, Passeriformes, Paridae. Bases 96 to 2681 code for a protein of 861 amino acids. Gene Ontology annotation, cellular component: central element. The transcript is spliced from 28 exons.
UCGGGGCGCGCGCAGGGUGCGCGGCGCGCACGCGCAGUGUGGGGGCGCCGCUCCUGCGGUUCCGCGCCCCUCGCGGAGCUCUCCCCUGAGGGGCCAUGGCGGGGCCGCGGGUGGCGGCCGUGGAAGCGCUGGUGCGGGAGCUGCUGAAGGAAGAGGCGCCGUCCCGCAUUGCCGCCCUCACCGAGGAGCUGUUCGAGGCGGCGGAGACCAUCUCUCAGGAGGAUGGGAAAGUGGCGGAGGGAGAGCCCCCCGCUCCCAGCCUGUCUGAAGAAACGGGGGGUGCAUGUGCUUCACACCCCACAGCCUUGGCCCAGGUUGAAGAGAGUGCAAUCAGCUUGUGGAACUGGACUGUGACCAAACACACGGGUGCUGUUAUCAGUGAUGAGCAAAGAGCCAAGUUGCGGUUUGUUGCUUGCAGACUGAUUUGCCUUUGUGAAGGCAGCGAUCCUCCGGAGGGAACUAUUCGAAGACAGAUUUUGAUGUCUAUGAAAACUGGGAAAGGAUGGAUAGAUAUUGGAAAAGCUAGUCUUGCAGAUGGAUUUCUAGAGAAUGCCAUGAGUAGUAUAGAAAAGCUGUAUGUGAAGUUAAGGAAGGGGAGCGAGAGUGAAGCAGAUAUUCAAGUACACAGAGCUGAUGUGGAGAAGAGCCUUUUUAAAGUACUCUCUUACCAAGCUGAAUCAGCAGUUGCUCAAGGGGAUUUUCAGAAAGCAGUGAUGUGCGUGCAGCGCUGCAAAGAUAUGUUGAUGAAAUUGCCAAAAGAAACCUGUUACCUGUCAAUCCUCUGUUACAAUUUUGGAGUGGAAACCUAUGAAUGGAAGAGGUAUGAACAGAGCUCCUUCUGGCUCAGCCAGAGUUAUGACAUUGGGAAGAUGGACAUGAAAUAUUCUGUUGGCAAAGAAAUGCAGGCUAAAGUGCUGCGAUUGUUAGCUACGACCUAUUUUGAGUGGGAUUGCAGUCUGUACCUAGACAAAGCAUUGAAAGCCAUAAGCUUGGCAAAUCAGGAGAAUUUGCAUCCAGCGGGGUUUUUUUUGAAAGUUAAAAUUCUUCUUAAGAGUGGAGCAUCAGAUGAAGAUAUCAACUCAGCUCUUGCAGAAUUCAUGCACCUUGAGAUGUCUUUAGACUUCUGUUUGAAUACUGCCAAACUGCUGCUGGAGCAUGGAAGGGAAUCAGUUGGUUUUGAUUUUCUGAAAUCUGUUCCUGAACGAUUUGAAUCUUCACCUGACCUUGGAAAAAUUACCCUGCUCCACAUCGAGUUCCUGUUGCAGAAUAAGAGGGAGCUGCUCGCUAAGCAAAAGAUUGAAGAAGUUAUUAUAGGUCAUUAUACUGGGAAACAGCUGUUGCCUGAAGCCUUGAAUCAGCUGCACAUCAUCUUGUGGGACAGAGCUGCCAAACAUUAUGAGGAGAAAAGCUAUUCUGAAGCCCUUCACUGGUACAAUUAUUCUGUCAGCUUCUAUACACCAGGGCAGAUAGAUCAGAACUUGGCUAAGCUGCAGAGGAACAUGGCUUCUUGCUAUCUUCAUCUGAAACAAGUUGACAAGGCUAAAGAGGCAGUUAAACAAGCAGAGAGGUGUGAUCCAAACAGCAUCUUUACUAAGUUCAGUGUCUAUAAGAUUGCAGUGAUGGAGAACAAUACUGAUAAAGCAAUGGAAGCAGUUAUUGAAAUGGGGAAGCUAGCAGAAAAGCCAUCAGAACAUGAAGACAAGCUGGGAGUGGAUAAAAAUACAGGCAGCAACCUCUUCAGUUUAGCUGCCCAAAUUGCUUUAGAGAAUGACCAGCAAAUUGUGGCUAUCAAAGCUUUGGAGUAUUUGUCUGAACAUUUACAAGACUGCCGACAAUUAUUUCCAGCCUUAAAAUGUUUGGUCCGUCUGAUGUUAUCAAAAGUCUUGGCAGAAAAUGCAGGGAAAAGAGAUGAAGAUAUCAACUCAAUGCUGACUUACUUGAACUUAGCUCACAAGAAACUUGCUGAGUCUUUCACCGAAGAGAAAUUUACAGGGGACAUGAGGAUCCUUGAAGCUCACUGGUUUAGAAAAGUUGCUUGGAACUUAGCUGUACAGUUCAAGGACAGCCCUGAAAAGAUGAGGGAUUUUUUUGUACUGUCUUUCAAGUUGUCCCAGUUUUGUCCCUCUGACAAAGCUGUUCUAAUUGCUCAGAAGACAUGCCUGUUAAUGGCAGCUGCAGUUGAUCUGGAAAUGGGAAGACAGCAAAUAACACCUUCAGAACAGACGGAGUUUUUUAGUCAGGCCCUUCAACAUCUUCAGACAUGCAAGGAGAUAUGGAAGGUGCUGAAAUUAACAGGAGAUUUUGCUAAAGACCCAACAGACACUUUGUUGCUGCUUUAUGAAUUUGAAGCAAGAUCCAAACUGAAUGAUCCAACACUUCACAAUCUUAUGGAGUCAGUUUGGGAGCAACCACAAAUAGAGAUCAAGACACUUGAAAUCAUUGCAUCAUUAGCAAUGGAGUCUCCAGCUCGGUAUCCUGUACUGUGUAAGAAAGCUCUCAAGAGUGCACUAAACCUUCACAGAAAGCAGGCUGUCAUUGAUGCUGUGAAAUUUAGCAAGUGCUUACACAGUUUGAUUAACAUUUCUUUGCCGACUGGAUUGACAGACUUGGAUACCUGUGUGCUGCAGGAGGUGUGGGACUACUUUGAAGAUGCUCUGAGUGUAGUCAGCAGCACAUUUUGAGGUGAAGAUUGUUCUCUGAUGAGGUGCUGCUGCUUAUUUGCUACCUCAGGAUGCUUACCCAGAGAUGGAGAUCCUUUGGUUGAUGACAAGAGCCUGGAAUACAGGAAUAUUUCAGUAUACUGUUGGUAAAUACAAGGAAGCUGAGCAGUGGUGUGGAUUGGGAAUGCGUUUCCUCAAUCAUUUAGGAUCUCUGAAGAAAAGCUAUGAAGGCCAUGUAAGUGUGCACAGAGGGAUUUGAGGAUGUGAGAUUGGAUGUCUGGCCUGAAUUUGAGAUGUGGCUCUGGGUGAAGAAACCACUGCUGAUGAUCUUUAGAGUUUCAGGAGAAUCAUGGUAUCUAAAUAUUUUGGGAGAGCCUGGUGCUAAAAGAUUUUCUCAAAGUGAGGCCAGAAAAGUUUUGAUAGACAACAGAGAGAAUAAUGUAGCACUCUUUUACUGGAGGGGUGAUAUAAAUGGGUGACUGGAAAUAAACUUCUGUUUGUGGCCAUGGGAGAGCCUUGUACCUUUGCCUGCUUUAACUAAAGUCAAGGUACUGUGCCAGUUUACUUAAAUCAGCUGUUAUGUGAAUACUUUCAAGCUUGGUUUCUAGCAUAAUCUAAUGUCUUUAUUUAUAAGGUUUAAGACGGUGUGAAGAUAAUCAGUAAAGCUCACCUUCUCAGGUACAGCUUAGCCACUUCCUAUGAGGAGAAAUUUCCAGGCUAGCACCUUUGUAGGUGAUACUUUGCAAUGACACUUCUUACUCUGUCACAAGUAAACUUUUUCUUUCAGCUUUUGGCUGCUGCUCCUGUCUAGAUUGCAACCCAGUUCAGCCUGGCUGGUGUCACCACUCAUUCUCUUGUGUACAAGCUGAGCAGUCAAGGGGCUGGCUGUAACUCCUACACCAUUUUAAAUGCAUCAGUUAAGACAAUAAGAGCUGAAAAUAAGAAGUCUUUCCCACACUCAACAUUAAUUCCCAAUGUCUGUGAUUUGGUUAAUAGGUUUAUGUACUGAUACAAGAUUCAGAUAUAAACUAUGCUUUAUGACUGUAAAUAAAACAACUUUUGUUAGGUUGCACUGAUCUUUUUUUUAAAAACCAUUGUAUUUUAACCUGUGUCAAAAAUCUUUACAUCAGUUUGAAAUUUAAGUUUUAGAAGCUGGUGGUAGUCUUCCACCUAUUCCCUUGGUUUUGUUCUCUGUCACUUGGUUGAAUUGAUGCAUUUUUAUCCAUCCUUGUUGACAAUUGUGGUGCUCAUAUUCUCCAGAUGGUUGGCCUUUAUAGUGAGGUUCUGGACAAGCUGGACAGAGCAAAAGGAUUUAUUCCAAAUGAAGAAUAAUGACAGCCACAACUACAAAAAAGAAAAGCAGUCUCUCUUGGAAAUGUUGUGCUGAAUGAGAGGCCGUUAGCUCUGUGAAGGCACGGGGCCAUGGGAGCAGUGGAAAAGAAACCAGGAUCUCCUUCUUGUUGGCAAAGAAGUUAUGUGCUUUUUAGGAAGUGUUUAUUCAAUAAAUGUAAUUGUUUUCCUCUAGGGAAUAAUUUUCAUUCUCUGGAGCUAUUUAACUGUUAGAAAUAAAUAUUUAACUUUUACAUGA